Messenger RNA from Rhinopithecus roxellana (golden snub-nosed monkey), 986 nucleotides. Its product is annotated as melanoma-associated antigen 9. The transcript has a single exon. The record is from RefSeq and is a predicted model, not a curated record. The coding region runs from base 1 to 975 and encodes 324 amino acids. Gene Ontology annotation, biological process: negative regulation of transcription by RNA polymerase II. Gene Ontology annotation, molecular function: histone deacetylase binding. Lineage: Eukaryota; Metazoa; Chordata; Mammalia; Primates; Cercopithecidae. Gene Ontology annotation, cellular component: nucleus.
AUGUCUUUUGAGCAGAGGAGUCCGCACUGCAAGCCUGAUGAAGACCCUGAAGCCCAAAGAGAGGACUUGGGCCUGAUGGGUGCACAGGAUCCCACAGGCGAGGAGCAGGAGGCUACCUCCUCCUCUGAUGAGGAGGAGGAGGCUACCUCCUCCUCUGAUGAGGAGGAGGAGGUGUCCGCUGCUGGGUCAUCAAGUCCUCCCCAGAGUCCUCAGGGAGGCUCUUCCUCCUCCACUUCCGUCUACUACACUUUAUGGAGCCAAUUCGAUGAGAGCUCCAGCAGUCAAGAAGAGGAAGGGCCAAGCACCUCGGUCGACCUAGCUCACCUGGAGUUCAUGUUCCAAGAAGUACUGAAAUUGAAGGUGGCUGAGUUGGUUCGUUUCCUGCUCCACAAAUAUCGCGUCAAGGAGCCUGUCACAAAGGCAGAAAUGCUGGAGAGUGUCAUCAAAAAUUACAAGCACUACUUUCCUGUAAUCUUCGGCAAAGCCUCCGAGUUCAUGCAGCUGAUCUUUGGCACUGAGGUGAAGGAGGUGGACCCCGCCGGCCCCUCCUACAUCCUUGUCACUGCUCUUGGCCUCUCAUGCGAUAGCAUGCUGGGUAAUGAUCAUAGCAUGCCCAAGGCUGCCCUCCUGAUCAUUAUCCUGGGUGUGAUCUUAACCAAAGACAACUGCGCCCCCGAAGAGGUUAUCUGGGAAGCGUUGAGUGUGAUGGGGGUGUAUGUUGGGAUGGAGCACGUUUUCUAUGGGGAGCCCAGGAAGCUGCUCACCCAAGAUUGGGUGCAGGAAAACUACCUGGAGUACCGGCAGGUGCCCGGCAGUGAUCCUGCGCACUAUGAGUUCCUGUGGGGUUCAAAGGCCCACGCUGAAACCAGCUAUGAGAAGGUCGUAAAUUAUUUGGGCAUGGUCAAUGCAAGAGAGCCCAUUUGCUACCCAUCCCUUUAUGAAGAGGCUUUCGGAGGGGAACAAGAGGGAGUCUGAGCACCAGCUGC